Molecule: messenger RNA, 4210 nt
Organism: Zerene cesonia (dogface butterfly)
Lineage: Eukaryota; Metazoa; Arthropoda; Insecta; Lepidoptera; Pieridae
Gene: emb
Product: exportin-1
Exons: 4
Coding region: 232-3417 (1061 amino acids)
Biological process (GO): protein export from nucleus; ribosomal small subunit export from nucleus; ribosomal large subunit export from nucleus
Cellular component (GO): cytoplasm; nucleus
Molecular function (GO): nuclear export signal receptor activity; small GTPase binding
Source: RefSeq, a predicted model, not a curated record
GAUUGGGCAUAGACAUAACGAUAUGUAGAUACCUACACUAGAUUUUCAAGCAUCGCUAAAACGACGAAAACAACGGGUUAGUGUGUAUGGAAGUGCGUUUGACCGAUUGCGCCGCAGUUUAUAUACCCGGUGUGGCGUGUGAUGAGGAAUGAAUGUGAAUAAAACCUUUAUACUUAAUCGUUAAAUACGGGGAUCAAGUUUAUAAUAAUCGUACCAAAAAGCAACAUCAGAAUGGCAACUUUGGAGCAACAAGCUUCCAAGCUUUUGGAUUUUAAUCAAAAGUUAGACAUCAACCUGCUUGACAAUAUAGUUGGAUGUUUGUAUUCCACUGUCGGCGAUCAACAGCGUAUUGCUCAGGAUAUCCUAACAGCCUUAAAAGAACACCCCGAUGCUUGGACUAGGGUGGACACAAUUUUAGAAUUCUCUCAGAAUCAGGAAACUAAAUACUAUGCUUUACAGAUUUUGGAACAAGUAAUACAAACAAGAUGGAAAAUAUUACCAAGAAAUCAAUGUGAAGGUAUAAAAAAAUACAUUGUUGGUCUUAUUAUUAAAAACUCAUCAGAUCCGGUUACUAUGGAAAACAAUAAGGUGUACUUGAAAAAACUUAAUAUGAUAUUAAUUCAGGUAUUGAAAAGAGAGUGGCCACAUAAUUGGGAAACAUUUAUCAGUGACAUUGUUGGAGCAUCAAAAACUAAUGAGAGUCUUUGCCAAAAUAAUAUGGUGAUUCUUAAACUUCUAAGUGAGGAAGUAUUUGUUUUCAGUACAGGUCAACUUACACAAACAAAAGCUAAACAUUUGAAGGAUACCAUGUGUUCUGAAUUCAGUCAAAUUUUUCAACUUUGUCAGUUUGUCCUUGAAAACUCCCAAAAUGCUCCAUUAGUUGAUGCAACUCUUCACACCCUUUUAAGAUUUCUAAAUUGGAUUCCUUUGGGUUACAUUUUUGAAAUGAAAUUGAUAAGUACUCUCAUUUUUAAGUUCCUUAAUGUUCCAAUGUUCCGAAAUGUUACAUUAAGUUGUUUAACUGAAAUUGCUGGUGUAACAGUGAGUAAUUAUGAGGACCAAUUUGUUGCCCUUCUUGUGCAAACUAUGGAGCAGUUGGAGGUUAUGUUGCCUCUUACCACAAACAUAAGAGAAGCCUAUGCAGCUGGAAGGGAUCAAGAACAGGUUUUCAUUCAAAACCUUGCAUUGUUCCUUUGUACAUAUUUAAAAGAACAUGGUCAAUUGAUAGAGAGACGUGGUUUAACAAACACCUUGAUGAAUGCACUUCGUUAUUUGGUUUUAAUAUCAGAAGUCGAAGAGGUAGAAAUUUUCAAGAUCUGUUUAGAGUUUUGGAAUGCAUUAGCUGCUGACCUUUACAAAAUAGCACCUUGUGCACAUUCAGCAGGCCUUUAUAGCGGCUUAGGUAAGAGUAUUGGGAGGAAAGCAUUGUAUGCAGAUGUACUUAGUAGCGUACGGUACAUUAUGAUAUCUAGGAUGGCUAAACCCGAAGAAGUUUUGGUUGUAGAAAAUGAAAAUGGGGAAGUUGUUAGAGAAUUCAUGAAAGAUACUGAUUCAAUCAACCUUUAUAAAAACAUGCGAGAGACAUUGGUUUAUUUAACUCAUUUGGAUUAUAGUGAUACAGAACGUAUAAUGACUGAUAAGUUACAAAAUCAAGUUAAUGGUUCUGAGUGGUCUUGGAAAAAUUUGAAUACACUUUGUUGGGCUAUAGGAUCUAUUUCGGGAGCUAUGAUGGAAGAGGAUGAAAAAAGGUUUUUGGUUAUUGUCAUUAAGGAUCUGUUGGGUUUAUGUGAACAGAAGAAAGGCAAGGAUAAUAAAGCUAUUAUAGCUAGUAAUAUUAUGUAUGUAGUUGGGCAAUAUCCUCGCUUUUUAAGAGCGCAUUGGAAAUUUUUAAAAACUGUUGUUAACAAACUGUUUGAAUUCAUGCAUGAAACACAUGAUGGUGUCCAAGAUAUGGCUUGCGAUACUUUUAUUAAAAUUGCGUUAAAAUGUCGCCGCCACUUUGUUACUACACAAGUUGGUGAAGCUUGUCCUUUCAUUGAAGAAAUUUUGAAUACAAUAAGUUCUAUUAUCUGUGACUUACAAACACUACAAGUCCACACCUUUUAUGAAGCAGUUGGUUAUAUGAUAAGCGCACAAGUAGAUCAAGUGGCUCAGGAACAACUCAUUGAAAAGUACAUGUUGUUACCAAAUCUAGUCUGGGAUGACAUAAUAUCUCAGGCAUCUCAUAAUGUGGACAUUCUCAAGGCACCUGAAGCUGUUAAGCAACUUGUCAGCAUAUUAAAGACAAAUGUUAGUGCUUGUCGAGCACUUGGUCAUCCAUAUGUUGUGCAACUUGGAAGAAUAUAUUUAGACAUGUUAAAUGUUUACAAAGUCAUGUCUGAAAAUAUAAGUCAAGCAAUAUCUUUAAAUGGUGUUGCAGUCACAAAGCAACCACUCAUAAAAAAUAUGAGAAUAAUAAAGAAAGAAACCCUGAAGUUAAUUGCAUGUUGGGUAUCACGAUCUACCGAUAAUAGCAUGGUUUUGGAAAACUUCAUUCCUCCACUUCUUGAUGCCGUCCUGUUGGAUUACCAAAGAACAGCAGUUCCUGAUGCUCGAGAACCAGAAGUGUUGUCUUGUAUGGGUGCUAUUGUGUACAAACUUGGAGGACAUAUAACAUCAGAAGUACCAAAAAUAUUUGAUGCUGUCUUUGAGUGUACUCUUGAAAUGAUUAAUAAGGACUUUGAAGAAUACCCUGAACACAGGACAGAAUUUUUCCUUUUAUUACAGGCUGUAAACACUCAUUGUUUCAAAGCAUUCCUUAGCAUACCACCAGCACAGUUUAAGUUAGUGUUGGAUUCCAUAAUUUGGGCAUUUAAACAUACAAUGAGGAAUGUAGCAGAUACUGGUUUACAAAUAUUGUACAGAAUGUUACAUAAUGUGGAACAGCAUCCUCAGGCAGCACAGAGUUUCUACCAGACAUACUUAUGUGAUAUACUUGAACAUGUCUUCAGUGUAGUCACUGACACGUCUCAUGGAGCAGGUUUAACAAUGCAUGCUACUAUAUUAGCACAUAUAUUCACCUUAGUGGAGACUGGUCGUGUUACAGUGCCACUUGGACGUACACCUGAUAAUGUUCUUUAUAUUCAGGAAUAUGUGGCAAAUCUCCUCAAAACCGCAUUCCCACACUUGACUGAUAAUCAAGUAAAAAUAACUGUUCAGGGUCUGUUUAACCUGGAUCAGGAUAUCCCUGCAUUCAAGGAUCACCUAAGAGACUUUUUAGUUCAGAUAAGAGAAUACACAGGUGAAGAUGAUAGUGAUCUUUACCUAGAAGAACGACUUUUUGCCUUGCGUCAGGCCCAAGAGGAAAAGCGAAGGGUUCAACUGUCCGUUCCUGGUAUCAUAAAUCCUCACGAGCUCCCAGAAGAAAUGCAAGAUUAAUAAUUAGUUAUAUAAUUUAUGAUAACAGUUCACUAUUCAAAUCUGGUAUAUUGUAUGUAGGUUUAUGCAACAAUAUUUUACACAUAUUUAAUUUUUUUUUGUAAAUAUAAGUCAAUAUGGAAUGUGUAUGGACAUCACACAAAUGUGAAUAAACAUUUGAUAAUUCAAAAAAAAUUAUAUUUAAUAUAUUAUUUGCGUUUUACAUUAGCAGUAUGGGCAUGGAAAUUAAAUAAGCUUUUUAUUGUACUAGUGAACUGUUGUCAUGACUGCUAUAAAACUUGUGCUCAGUUUAAAUAUUACCUUGUUUUGUUAGUUUGUACAAAGGGUCGUCUGGUAAAUGUUAGAUGAUGUAUGCAAGUGAUAAGGUUGAAUUUACAAACCUUUCUAGAUAAGGUAUAUUUUUCGAGCACAAGGAAUAAUUAUUAGAGUAUGGCCUUUUUUAUCUGUAAGAAGGAAAUCAUGCAACACUUUACAUUGCUAGCAAAUAAAACCCUGCAAUAGAAUAUUCAUUUUUCACUUAACCUGGUAGGUAAUAAAAUCUCUGUGAUGAAAUCCAGUGUCGGAUGUUCAACAUGUGCGCUAUGGAAUCUAAGUAUUAUGAGUAGAUUCUAGGGAAACUUUAUAAAGUAAAUUGCUGUUAGUAACUUUAUGUUUUGUUUAAUGUUGUCAGAACUAACUUCUUAAUGGUUUGGGAAUCUGAAACUUCUGACUAGGUUUCCGAAUUCAUUUUGGGCCUGAUUAACUGUGAAGUCUUUCAAUUUUGUGUUUGAAAUAAACAGAUAAAUGUAACCAG